AUUAGCGUAUGACGUCAUCCAGCGAGAGCUACUUUUCAAGCAGGCUUUAGCUGCUUUCAGUUGAAAGAAGUUGGCAACACCAGGGAAAUUUCUAAAUUUUCUGAGCUGUAUAUUGGUACAGUGUCACGGGCACAAAUUUGGGGAUUAAAAAACUACUUUCCAGGUUUUUUCCUAAACUUUUCCUCUCCGAGGCUGGAUUUCAUCGCUACUUUUAGUGCGCUCGUUGGCCAGGUGUUUUAUUCCAAGGAAGAGGCUUGUUGCUCUUUGUUCUGUGUUGGGAUCUGUUGGAGCGAAAGCAUGGGAGCGCAAUUCUCUAAGACAGCUGGAAAGGAAGAAACAGCUGCAGCUUCACCCUCACCCUCCAAAGCUAACGGACAGGAAAAUGGCCAUGUGAAGGUGAACGGAGACGCAUCUCCAGCGGCUGCUGAGGAGAUAGAAGAGGUUCACGCUAACGGCAGUGCGGCAGCUGAGGAGGGAGAGAAGGCUGAGGCAUCUCCAGCUGAAAAGGAGGCUGUGGAGGGAGAUCAAGCAAACACAGAAGUGAGUGCAGCCACUGAAGAGGAGGCCGCGAAAGCUGAGGAAGACGCAACUCCAUCCACAAGCAACGAGAUGCCGAAGAAGAAGAAGCGCUUCUCUUUUAAGAAGUCCUUCAAGUUGAGCGGCUUCUCUUUUAAGAAAACCAAGAAGGAGACGGGGGAUGGAGAUGGCGGUGAGGAGGCCAAAACCGAGGGAGCUGAAGCUGUUGAAGGAGGUGUGUCAGAAGAGAAGGAGGCAGAAUCCAAACCAGAGGAGAAACCAGUAGAGGAGCCCGAGGCUGCCAGUCCUGCCCCUGAGGAGUCCAAAGAGGAUGAGAAACCCACAGCGGUGACAGAGCCUGCUCCUUCUAAGGAUGAAGCACCUGUAGCAGAGGAAUCCACUCCCACUGUUCAAGAAGCAGAAUCCAGUCCAGAGGUCCAUGCAGAAUCUGCCACAGAGUAAUGUGCACAGUGCAGAUCAACAGAGAAAGGAGGGGGGUGGCUAUUCCUGUAGCUGCGAAAAAUGGGUGGCUACAUUAAAUAAUACAGAAAAUUUUGAAUUAGUCUCUCAUAUAUAUUUUUGCAUCAGUAUUAACUGAUGGUUUAGGGGUCAAAGAGGGGUGCAGGGAUUGGGAAUGAGGGUUUUUAAUGGCACCUUGAUGACUUGCGUUACACCACAGACCAUGUAGUAGUACAAAAACAGAACGACCAUUAAUUCAUCCACUACAGUUUUCAACACUAAAGUGCUUUUUUUUUAAUAUAUAAUAACAAGCCAAUUUAACUUGCAAUGCCAAGUUUAAAACAGCAAUUUUAAAAGUCCUGGGAACUUUAAACACUUUUUUUUUUUUUUAUUUUUUUAGCUGUAACCAUCUGAAUUCAGUAGGAAAACAAUUUGCAUAUGCUUUAUGGUGUAUUGCUGGUUCUAUGAGCUUAUUAAAGUGUAAGUAUGUAUAGAAGGGGUGUUUUAACUGUGAUUGUACAAAUGAUAUCUUGAUCUCAAGAAGCACAUGCAGCUCUUCUAUCACCAAGUCUGUUUUUGUAAGUCAUCCUCAGACCAUUGGAACAUUUUUU
Molecule: messenger RNA, 1586 nt
Organism: Sinocyclocheilus anshuiensis
Lineage: Eukaryota; Metazoa; Chordata; Actinopteri; Cypriniformes; Cyprinidae
Product: myristoylated alanine-rich C-kinase substrate-like
Exons: 3
Coding region: 298-978 (226 amino acids)
Biological process (GO): central nervous system development; actin filament organization
Cellular component (GO): cytoplasm; actin filament bundle; plasma membrane
Molecular function (GO): actin filament binding; calmodulin binding
Source: RefSeq, a predicted model, not a curated record